Molecule: messenger RNA, 2370 nt
Organism: Callithrix jacchus (white-tufted-ear marmoset)
Lineage: Eukaryota; Metazoa; Chordata; Mammalia; Primates; Cebidae
Source: RefSeq, a predicted model, not a curated record
UGUGCUGAUGAAAAAGAGGUCAAGAAACCCUCUGAAGGCCAGGAUCCAGGAGAAAAAUGGGCAACAACAGUUUUGGUGAACAAAUUUUACCAAAGCAAACAAGAAAUAUCUCCCUCCACCCUCCAUGCCCUACUCCCAGCAGAUACUUUACUAAGAUAUUAACAGUUCCUGAAUUAAUUUCUUAAAUUCACAUUCUUCUUUUACAGAUAUGCAAAUAGAUCUCUGGCUAUUUUCGAUGAGUCAAUACAUCCACUUUCACAAGAAGAGAUUCCAGGGAAAUCCUUUGAGGACGAUCCCACACACAAAUGCAUUUUCAGUUAUUUCUGUAAUAUUUUUGCAGUCGCAGAACUAACAACUCCAUGUGCGAUCGUAGCAUUGGUGUACAUUGAACGCCUUUUAACUAAAGCUAACAUCGAUCUUUGUCCUACUAAUUGGAAAAAAAUUGUCCUCGGAGCCAUGCUUCUGGCCUCCAAGGUUUGGAGAGAUCGUGGUCUGUGGAGUGUGGAUGACAGCCAGAAUCCCAAGGAUGUUGCAGUUGAGACAAUGAGUAAGAUGGAGAAGAGUUUUUUGGAGCUACUCGAGUUUAAAAUUCAUGUGUCUGCCAGUGUUUAUGUGAAAUAUUACUUUGACCUGUGUGCCUUGCCAUACGACCAUGAACUGGAUUUUCAGUUUAGUAUUCUUCACAAACAUAUAGCGCAGAAAUUGAAGGCUAUGUCACGGCUGUGUGAAUACAAAGACCUGCAUCAAGAUGCCGCAGCUAUGACAAGGGCCGUCAGCAUGGAUUUCAUCGGCAUUAGGCAUACUAAUGCCAUCUUAUCUUAAAGAGAGAAAUUAGCAUUAUAAAGCCCUGGACUUGUCAACUAUAGGGACUACAAAAUAUCACUUCUCCUGCUGAAAAAGACCAGAAAAAUUAGGAUUUUCUUUUUUUAUCUUUUUUAAAAAAAUUUUUAUUGUUGUUGUUGUUGCUGUUGUUGUUGUUGAUUAGGAUUUUUAUAGAGUGGAGACUUCUUCAAAUAACCACACUGUGAAGCUGGGUGAUGGUGGCAUGAACAGUGGGUGCCAGGUGCUACCUGCCCUUCUUGUUCCACUGAGUCCAGAUGGCAUUCCUAGGGCACCACCUUCUUGAACAACUCUUGGGGAGGAAGAGUGUCAUAUGGGCACAGCACAUCCCAGUUCAGAGUCCACAGUCACCCACAGUCCCAAGCAGGUGACAGUCUGAGCUGAGCUGGAAUUCAAACAACUUUGGAAUUGGCUCCAGAUUUGUGAGAGUACCUGGGUUUGGAUCUCUGUCCACUGAGGCACUGAAUGCAUGAUGGCCCAAAACAACAAGUGUGGGAAGAGAGAAUGGCAUGGGGACAAGGCUGUCAUUACUUCAAGUACCAUGGGGGCUCAGGCCUGUUCAUCAAGUCUUUGGAGAGAAUCUGCAUGUGAAAUGAGGCACCCACAUCAUGGUUAUAAAGGGAGAGAUGAAAUCGGUUCAUCUUCCCCCAGGCCUAUAAUGGUCAUGUCAAAACACAGAGUCUUGCUGUGUUGCCAGGCUGGAGUGCAGUGGCAGGAUCUCGGCUCUCUGCAACCUCUGCCUCUGGGGUUCAAGUGACUCUCCUGCCUCAGCCUCCCAAGUAGCUGGGACUACAGGCAUGAACCACCAACCCAGCUAAUUUAUAUAUUCUUAGUAGAGACAGGGUUUCAUCACAGUGGCCAGGACAGUCUUGAUCUCUUGACCUCAUUCUGCCUGCCUCCGCCUCCAUAAGUGCUGGGAUUACAGGUGAGAGCCACCGUGCCUGGCCUCUUGCAUUUACCAUUCACAAUAAAGCAGUUUGGAAUAUCCCACUGUUGAUUUAUUAUUUCCUCCUCCAAACAUAAUCUGUGGCCCUGUAUACAUAAUUGAAUAUUUUUGUGUAUUGAUAUUUUGUGUCUGAAGAUGAAAUAUUAGAUGAAACAUGUUAAAACAUUUCAUGCAAAGCCUUCAGUGGUUGUAGAGUCUACUCUUUGGCGAAUACACGAAUUAAUCUAUUUUAAAUAUUAAAAUUUUUAUUAGAUGUGAUAAUGAUAUUUUUUCUUUUAUCUUCAUUUGUUAGAUAUAGUUACUUACAUUCUUCCAUCAUUAAUGAUAUUGUAUCUUAUAUUUGAUGUAAAAAACUCCUAGAAUAUUUGGAAUUGAUCGUUGAAAUUAAACUGCAAAAUGAGAUUUGCUAAAACCUAGUGAUAAUGUACUCAUAAUGGGUUUAUUAUCUAUUAUCUCUAUCACUGUUAAUUUUUAAAGUUUCCAUGGAAAACUAUACUAAGAACUUAAAAUUUUCUAUAAAACCCUUCAUGCUCUGCACUUUAGCUCCAAUGCAUAAUGAAUAAAGGAAAAUAAAUUCUCCUGUG